AUGGCCUCGAAAGAGUUCUCAGACAACCCAGUCCGUGAGCCACAAGAAGACAAAGAGAUCACAAAGCUGAAAACGCUGCUUAAAUCCAAAGAUGACACAGAGCGCUUCGUCGGCCUGGCCUUGUUAAAAUCGCUCCUCGACAACACACCAGCCAUUCGCAACGAUGAAGCCGCAGUACGCACUCUAUGGUCGCACAUCCCGCCGAGAUUCCUCGACCGUCUGCUGCGCACCGGCUCCAGCCUGUCCAACGCCAACGCCAAGGACAUGCUCGACAUUGGCGUCUCCAUCCUGUACACCUUUUCCAUUUUGCUCCCGGCGGCUGACACGGCGGCACCGUCCUUUACAGCGCGCAUACCGAGCCUGGUGGCCGCCGCUCUAUACAGCACCGGCGAGACGACGGGACUCCUGCUCCAGACGCUGUACACGCUCGUCAACUCGGGCGAGGGCGCCGACGUGCUGAUGCAGGUCGAGGACACGACGCCGCUCUCGGAAAUCGCCACGAGCCAUGCCAUGGUGCUGGACAUUUUUGGUCGCGCGUGGCUGCACCGCAUGGCGGGCGGCGCGCCAGGCGCAGGUUUUGCGCAAAAGGUAGAUGCCGUCAUACAGAGCCUGGCCGUCCUCUUUAAAGGGACGGAUGGUGUCACAUACUUGGCCUUCAUGGGCAACUUUCUACAUCACUCUACACCAGAGGCCAUCCCUAAAGAUCCAAAAUGGAUAUCAGCAACGGCUUCAUAUAUACAGCGUCUUGUUGCCAGCAGGCCUACUCCCGAGGCUCGCGCUGCCUACACGAGCGCAGCAGCCGGCCUACUACAAGCAUACCCUGAGCAGGCCUCGGAGCUUCUCUUCAAGGACCCCACCAACACCGAGAAGCCCUUUGGCUACCUCUUCAUAAACCUCCUCCUCAUCGACAUCCGUUCCUCCAUCCCCAUGCUGCUCGCCUCCCUCAACGCCCCCGACUACCACCCGACCGCGAAGCGCCUCGCCGCCGCGUACGACAUUGUCUGCCUCUUCAUCAGCUUCCUCGUGCGCUCCCUCGAGGACGACUGCCUCGACGCCCUCAUCAUGCCGCCCGACAGCCUGCUCCGCCUCCGCAAGGGCAUCGCCGAGACCAUGUCCGUGACGGUCGAGUACGUCCGCGACCGGUGGGACGCAGCGCGCUCCGGCGCCAUGGGCUUCGACCCCAGCGCGCGCGCCGCCAAGGCGGAGACGCACACCGGCGCGCACCACACGCUUACGUGGGACACGGCGGACGCCGGGGGCGCCGACGAGGACGCGUUCCUGCUGUCGGCGCUGCGCGCGCUGACGCUCUGGCUACGCGAGGACGAGAACGAGCAGCUACGCGAGGAGGGCACCGGCCUCGUCGACGUGCUCAUGGAGCUCUUCAUCAACAGCCCGACGGAGAAGCUCGACUUCCGGCCCGCGGUGCUCGUCGGCCUCGAGGGCCUCGUCGCCAUCCGCCUCGGGCGCGCCAUGUUCCUGCAGCAGAGCGGCUGGGCCAUCCUCACCGGGGACCUGGUCAACACCCUCCACAGACACCGCGAGGUCGCGGACGACAGGGAGGCGACCAUGUGCGUGGACAUUGUCCGCAUCCUGCUCGCCGUUGCCGAGGCGGGCAAGAGCACCCAGGAGUCGUGGCUCGAUCUCGUCACCGGCGUCGCCGCUUGGGAUGUGCCGGCCGGCGACGGCGCGUCCGCCGCUCGCGACGCGCACGUGGCCGUCUUGCAGCUCUGCUGCACCGUGCUCGCGCAGGCCAACCCGGGCCUGCGCAGCCGGUACAGGCACUCCAUUGCCGCCAUUGCGGGCAUCGCGACGCAGAUCCACGAGCAAGUCGGGCACUUGAGCGAGUACAGCGAGCAAAUGGAUGAUGUGAUUGCGACUUUGGAUAAAUUACGAUAA
This is a messenger RNA of Cordyceps militaris CM01, 1896 nucleotides long. RefSeq lists its product as uncharacterized. Lineage: Eukaryota; Fungi; Ascomycota; Sordariomycetes; Hypocreales; Cordycipitaceae. The record is from RefSeq and is a predicted model, not a curated record. The transcript is spliced from 2 exons. The coding region runs from base 1 to 1896 and encodes 631 amino acids.